UGAAUCAACGACCGCGAGUCCGACUACUCCAGCGCUGCCGAAAGUCAACGACGAGAAACCUGAAUGCCGACCUGGAAGGCGCAUUCGCUGCCUUCGAACCAAAAUUAAGGCCCCUAUUGAAGUACAUCCACAAGCAUCCGAUGGUCGGCACCGACUGUAAGUUGGGCCUUCUGAAGACAGCGCUCGCGCUGAGAAAUGGCGAGACGUGGGCGUUCAAACUGAUCACGGCAACCGGAUACAUGCCCAAUGGCGUGUACGAAGGAGGAUUCGCCAAUCUUGGCAGCCAAGACCAGUGCCUCAACGUGGAAUCGAAUGUAGGUAUUCGGGGAAGGUACUGCACACUCUUUUGGAGACCUCCAACGGAAGUUUUACUGGCAGCGUUUACCAAGGAAGAAAUACGACAACACCCGAGACUGGAUAUCCGACUGUGGCUAAACAACACACGAGAGCGCUUUCACGUGGGCAGCCGUUCGGGCAUCUGCAUCCCGUCCGCGUGUCAGCAGAAGGAAAUGAAUCAAAUCGUUUCUGGUGUGGCUUCGGCUUACGGUGCGGAGGCAUCCGUGAAGUACUGCCGAACCAAAGAAGCUGUCCGCUUAGAGAAGCUAGAAGUUGGCAUCAUCUCAUUUUUCGGCGCCGUGUUCAUCGUGAUCAUCCUGAGCACGUUCGCCGACCUAUUGCUCCGGAAAUACGAAGGAAAUCAGACCAAGAAGGUGGGGCCUUGGAAGAAGCUCGCCGUUGCCUAUUCCGUCGUAUCGAACACGAGAAAGCUCCUCGACGUGCGAAUUAAAAGUGGAGACAGUCAGAGACUCCGGUUUCUCCAUGGCAUGAAGUUCUUCAGUGCACUGUGGGUGGUCCUCUCCCACGCUUAUUACUGCGUGCACGCAGACGCUCUAGAUUCAAUGUUUAGAGCAGUGGAACUGACGGAAUCACUACGUUUUCAAGUGGUUGCAAACGGCUUCGUGUGUGUGUCGACAUUCAUCUUCGUCAGUGGAUUUCUUCUGGGUUAUACGCUUUUACAGAGACGCGACUCACUGCGGAAGAAAAACGCCUUUGUUCAAGUCAUUAUAAUCAUUGUUCGUCGCUACUUCAGGACGACGAUACCAGCUAUAGUUGUUGUUCUAGCGUUCUUUCUGCUACCAAAGUUAGUCCGUGGACCAUUGGCUGAAGAACACCUUUCGAAAUAUUACAACGGCUGCUCGAAAAACUGGUGGACCGUACUUGUGCACAUCAACAACUUCAACAAGUACGAAGAAAUUUGCCUGGACCACUACUGGUACAUCAGCGUGGACAUGCAGAUCUUUGUGGUGGCGUCUGCCCUGUGCGUGUUGAUGACGAGGCACAUAAAAGUUGGGGCAAUCAUACUUGUGUUGCUGAGUAUAGCUUCAUCUGGAAUUGUGAUGGCACAGACGUUCCAUUACAAUUAUCAACCCUUAAUACUCUUUUGGAAUCCUGACACGGACAAAUCUACAGAAACAGGCGAAAUGGUAUAUUCGUUGCCAUUCAUCCACUUCGGAUCUUUUGCCAUCGGGAUCUUCUGUGGUUUAUUCACGCUGCACAGUGACCACUGGCGUCCUAGUAAGUGUUCCCGGUGCCUGUUGUGGGCUCUGUCGCUGUGCUGCACCACCGUGGUUGUGUUCGCGUCGUGGCCUUGGAACAACAUGAAACUGCCUUCGAGGGGCGUGGCGGCGCUGUACGCAGCCCUGCACAAGAACGCUUGGGCGUUAUCCCUCGGCUGGAUCACGUACGCAUGCGCCACGGGACAAGCAGGCCCAGUGAACACGUUCUUGUCUUGGCGAGGAUUUGUGGUGCCCAGCCGACUGACUUACUCCGUCUACCUCAUCCACUACCUUGUCUACUUGGCCCGCGUCGGCGUGAUCACUGUUCCCAUGCAGCUGCACGAAUUUCUCCAGUUCAAGGACUUCCUGGGCGUGUCUGCGAUCAGCUACCUCUUGGCCUACGUGCUCUACUUGGCAGCCGAGGCGCCAGUGGCGAACCUCGAGAAGAUGAUGCUGGGCCGCCGGACAGCCUCGGACGGCGACCGCACCGAGGAGACCGACGCACAAAAAAAGGCAGCAGUUAUCUCGAACGCGAAUUACGCCGUCACGUGCGACCAACAGAGCAAGCUAUAAUGCAACACUGCCUAAAACUGA
This is a messenger RNA of Rhipicephalus sanguineus (brown dog tick), 2150 nucleotides long. Its product is annotated as nose resistant to fluoxetine protein 6. The transcript is spliced from 14 exons. Bases 141 to 2129 code for a protein of 662 amino acids. Gene Ontology annotation, molecular function: acyltransferase activity, transferring groups other than amino-acyl groups. The record is from RefSeq and is a predicted model, not a curated record. Lineage: Eukaryota; Metazoa; Arthropoda; Arachnida; Ixodida; Ixodidae.